CACCUCCCGCCCGGGUGCCGCCGGAGCCGAGGCGCCGGGCAGCCCGGCGGGUGACCGCGGCACCAUGAGCGCCGAGUGCACCAGCUACCUCAACGCCGACAAGGUGCUGGUGAGCGGGUUCAGCUGCCCGCGGACGGGCGGCGACGCCCGCGCCGUGUACUGCUGCGGCUUCCAGGACGUCAAGUACUGCUGCGAUGACCCGCACAGCUUCUUCCCCUACGAGCACAGCUACAUGUGGUGGCUCAGUGUUGGAGCACUGGUGGGCCUGUCGAUAGCAGCAGUGGUCCUCUUUGCUUUUAUCAUCACUGUGUGUGUUCUCUGUUAUUUGUUUAUCAGCACGAAGCCACGCAGCAAGCUGGAUACUGGUUUAAGCUUACAGAUGGCAGAUAGAGAGCUGCAUCCUUCACAAGGCCCUCACCAAAACAAGCUGCUGACAAAGCCGAGUGGCUUCAAGAGUUUCCUGAGCCACGAGGAUGGACUGUGACUGUAAGCCACAAGAGCCUGACUCACUCUUCCAGAGGAGUUUCCUGGCUGUAACAACCACUGUCAAUAACCAGAGGCCAAUCUAAAGCUGUGCGAAAAUAUGUAUUUGUGUAUGGUUACUGUACUGAGAAGUAGUAAACUUUGAUUUGCACACACCAGCUACUGCUGCUAGUCAUUUUCAUGCAAAUUGUUGUCUUUACCCUGUGCAGUUCCAGUGAGGUAACGCAGUUGUCAAGCAAAGCAGAAUCUGGCACACCAUGUUGAGUUGUGUGUCAACAUGGUGCUUUAAGCUUUGCUUUGCUUUAAGCUUUCCCUGUAUGCCAUCUUAUGUGGUGUCUCCACAUCAUGAAUAUGAUUCUCUGUUAGCCAAAUGUCAUUGUUUGGUGCACAAACAGAUGUGAACGCAGUACCUCAAUAAAAUCUGGCAUUUGUGGUGUUA
Molecule: messenger RNA, 922 nt
Organism: Strigops habroptila (Kakapo)
Lineage: Eukaryota; Metazoa; Chordata; Aves; Psittaciformes; Psittacidae
Gene: SHISAL2A
Product: shisa like 2A
Source: RefSeq, a predicted model, not a curated record